UACAGCAGAGCGGCGGAGGGCUGAGCUCGGUCCUGUGUGUGAGCGGUUCUGUAUUCUGUGUGUCUCUGAGUGUGUGUGUGUGUGAGGGUGUGUGUUUUAGUGUGUUUAGACUGAGCGCGGUAAACACACGGUAAACCGGAUCGUUUCUCACAGUACAGCACUGCUCCUGUUUCUGCGGAUUAAUGACAGAGUGCACUGCCGGGGGAUGACCGCUCACAUCUCAGUUACAGGUGAGUGAGAAAUCAUCAGCGCCAGAGAAGAGGUUGAGGAUGAUGACUGAACAGUUGGAUCAGAGUGAUGAGAUGGGCUUGCUGACCCCGCCGGAGAUCACUGAACAACCAAAAGAGGACGAUAGCCAUCUCCCCCCUCACUUCAGACACGGCAUCAUGUUGCAGCUUAUAGAUGAUCUGUCUUAUGAAGAUGUGAAAAAAUGCUACAGGGGAUCAACCGUCAGCAAGUACAACUCUCAGUACCACAAACUCUUCCAGAACGUUCCCAAGGAGGAGAUCCUCAUGAAAGUGUACUCGUGUGCUCUCCUGAGGGACAUCCUGCUGCAGGGAAGGCUCUACAUCUCCCGUAACUGGCUCUGCUUCUACGCUAACCUGUUUGGCAAGGAUAUCAAGGUGGCCAUCCCUGUUGUUUCUGUUCGUCUAGUGAAGAAACACAAAACAGCUGGACUGGUCCCUAAUGGGUUGGCCAUUACUACAGACACCAGCCAAAAGUAUGUUUUUGUGUCACUUUUGUCUCGGGACAGCGUUUAUGAUGUCCUCAGGAGAAUCUGCACUCAUCUGCAGGUCAACGGCAAGAAGAGUCUGAGUCUAAAGCAGUUUCUGGAGGAGCCUGGCUCACUGUCAACUGAUGAGUUCCCAGUGACCACUGAUUUCCCCCCAGUGUUAAAAUGGCGCAGGAAGCCUUCCAUCCCUUCUGUCUCCUCCUCGCUGCCAGAUCUUUUGGGAAACUCCACCAGCAGCCUCAGUGCAGGAGAUGCUCCAUUCCCCACUGAUACCCCACUUGAGGAGAGGCAUUUAGAGGCUGAGAAGAUUCUGCUGACCGAGCCCGUACCUGAGCUAGGCCACAUGGAGUACCAGCUACUCAAAUUCUUCAUCCUGCUUAUAAUCCUGCUCAUUAUGUCAUCAUGUUACCUGGCCUUUCGAGUUUGCAGUCUGGAGCAACAGCUAUCCUUCCUCAACACACAGCCUACCUUACCUAUGAGAGAGAGGUAACACAGGGAGGAAACCUGUGCUUUUGUUAUCCAGCCUUUAAUGGGUGUGAGGAAUUACUGUGCUGGCUUGUUACCCUGGAAUGGAGAAUCUACUGAUCCACUGUAGUAGAAGCCGUAGUGGCACUUAGCCAAUGGGCCGAUAGAGGGCGCCAGAGACAGGCCUGCAACUUCUGCACUACUGACUAACAGCACAGCAAAUAUAACAGGAACGAAGACUGUUGGCCUUGACUUUCCUGACUCGUCUGGCCUAAUUGGACACUAACAGUAUGUCUUUAAUUGGAUCUGAAGGUUUAACGACCUGUCUGAUGAUGGUGCUUAUUAUUAAUAUAUGGGAAAAGUACCUUUUUUCUUUACUUCAGACUGUCUUUGACAUCAUUCUCCACCAAGACCAAGAGACUAAGAACAAAUGGACAUGUUGUCAUUUCCUUCAACAUUUCAUGUUCUAAUCAUUUCUAGUCUACCUUUUGCCUUUCAAGUGACCAUGGUGCCAGUGUCUGUUUACUGUUCACCCAGAGAGGUUAGUCCAAGAUGUCUGCUUGGAGAAACUGCAUAGUGAAGGAGUACAUUUCACGUAACAUUCAUCAGCCAUUCAUUUCACCUCAAACAAUGGAUUUGCCUUAAUGAUAUAUGAGUGUCAUUAUGUGUCUGUUUGGCAGCUCCACUGAGACUAAUAUGGAUGAAGGGUCAGUGUAUUGUCAGUGAUGUGUGUGGGUGUGGAUAAUGUCUUGUGCAAUUAUAAAAAAGUAUAAGAAUGUUUCAGAAGGCCAACUCAGACUGAACUGAAUGGACCACAGGACCAGACAGAACUGCAGCGUGGUCCCGUCUCAAAGACUCAAAGCAUGAGGUGUUUGAAAUAAUGGAAACCAUGCAAAUAAAUUAUUAGUAAAAUAAUUUAGCCUGUCACUGUAUGAUAAUGUGCCUGCUAACGUUGCUCUCGAUGUACUAAACGGUGUUGUAGGAAAAGGUUACGUAUAGUGAUGUACUUGAAAUAUGCUCUAGCAUUUCAGGCAUGGUAAAACGUUCUAGAGGACAUAGGAGUGAAUGUAGUUGAACAGAGAAAUGUACAGUGUGCUUUCAGGUACAUAUUUACAUUUAUGUAUUUAUUUGUGUGAUAUUUUGUACAGAAACAUAGAAGAAUUUUAUCUGGAGGAAAACAUAUAUGUUCACAAUGUACAGAAGAGAUUUUGUAACUGUCAAACACACAUUGUUUAGACAGAUAUGACUAAUAAACUGCUUUAUAAACUGC
Messenger RNA from Astyanax mexicanus (Mexican tetra), 2468 nucleotides. Its product is annotated as GRAM domain-containing protein 2A. Lineage: Eukaryota; Metazoa; Chordata; Actinopteri; Characiformes; Acestrorhamphidae. Gene Ontology annotation, cellular component: extrinsic component of cytoplasmic side of plasma membrane; endoplasmic reticulum membrane; organelle membrane contact site. Gene Ontology annotation, biological process: regulation of store-operated calcium entry. Gene Ontology annotation, molecular function: phosphatidylinositol-4,5-bisphosphate binding. The coding region runs from base 270 to 1223 and encodes 317 amino acids. The transcript has 12 exons. The record is from RefSeq and is a predicted model, not a curated record.